AUGACUUCUCAUCUAAAUAUUAGUGAAAUUUGUGAUGUCUUAUUUGAAGAAAUCCCGUCCGAUGAUAAUAGUAUAACUUCUUGUGAUGACUCUGAUAAUUAUAAUGAUUAUAUACCACCUUCUGGUGACUCGAAAACAAAACCCAUUCUAUUUGAAUCUAGUGACGAUGAGAGUGACGAUGAAAAUUCAGAAAUUUUGAACUUAGACGAUAGAAAUAUUUAUUUACUACCCUCGCCAAUAAAGCAAAAAAAGUAUACUCGUAGUUCAAUUCGUCGAAAAUGUGUAUCAAAAACAACUGAAGUUAGAUCUCGGACAGCAACACAUCGUCAAUUAUUUUCCGGUUCUGAAAAUGCAUCUUUGAAUAACGAAAAUGUGUCGUUGGAUUUUGAUUUUCAUUCUUUACCUAGUUCUUCUUCAGAUCUAAAUAAUGAUUAUCAGUCCAACUCUGGAUCUACACCAUUACGUCCAGUAAAUAUUGAAGGAGUUGAAACCGAGAUUGAAACUCAACCAACCCAGCAAGAUGAUUUUCAAUUUCUAUCUCCUACAUGGUCAAAAAAAAAUGACAUUAUUUUUAAUGUUUCUCCAUUUUCAAGUCCAGAGGGCCCUACAACAUUAUUAAAUGAUUUAUCAAUGUGUACACCGACAACCAUUUUUAAAUAUUUAUUUACUGAUGAAAUUGUUGACCAAAUAGUUCAUCAUACUAAUUUAUAUGCAUAUCAAAAACAAUUGAAAACAGGAAAAGCUUUUAUGCGAACAAAUAUGUCUGAAAUUAAAUGUUUUAUUGGAAUGCAACUUCUAAUGGGUAUCAAGAAGCAAUGCAGUUAUAGGGACUAUUGGUCAUCAUCACCCGAUUUGCACGAUUCUUACAUAAGUUGUUUAAUGCCAGUAAAUCGCUUCGGUUGGUUAUUAUCGCACGUACAUUUGAAUGAUAAUUCGCUUAUUCCGAAAAAAAAUCAACCUGGGUAUGAUAAAUUAUACAAAAUUAGGCCAUUUAUACAGACUUUACUAAACAACUUUCAAAGGGCGUAUAAUCCUUCCAAAAUAAUUGCAAUAGACGAAAGUAUGGUCAAAUUCACGGGUCGAAAUUCUAACAAACAAUAUAUGCCAAAAAAACCGAUAAAGAGAGGAUUUAAAAUUUGGUGUUUGGUUGACAAGCAAGGUUAUUUAUGGAAUUUUGAAAUUUAUACGGGGAAAGUUGGGGAAAAGGCUGAAAAACAAUUGGGUGCUCGAGUAGUAAAACAACUAUCGCAACCUUUACAAGGAAAAAAUCAUUGCUUAUUCUUCGACAACUAUUUUACCAGCUACCCACUAAUGACAUACCUAAAAUCAAAAAAUAUAAAUGCAUGUGGAACAGUCAAUCUUACAAGAAAAUUUUUACCAGCUUUGAAAAAUGAUAAGCAUUUAACAUUGGGUGAAUACGAUUGGUCUAUAGAUGAAAAAUCUACAUCGAUUGUUAAGUGGCGUGACAAAAGAAUAGUGAGUUUAUUGUCAAAUUUUCACAAUCCAACGGAAACCACACAAGUUCAAAGACGAUCUAAAGAUGGUUCAACUACAAUGGUAUCAUGUCCUAUAGUAUUGAGUGAAUACAACAAACAUAUGAACUGUGUAGAUAAACUUGACCAGAAUAAGAAAUCCUGUCAGAUAGAUCGAAAGGCUAAAAAAUGGUGGCACAGACUUUUUUUUCAUUUUAUCGAUGCAGCAGUAGUCAACUCUUACGUCCUAUAUAAGUUACAAUCAGAAUUAGGUUUGAGCAAGCUGCUCAUCAACCUAAAAGAGGAACAAGGAGGAGAUGUGCAAGAUGCAGUACUAAAGAAAAGGAAUUUAGAACGGAGUGGAUAUGUUCAGUAUGCAAUGUUCCUCUGUUUGAGCAAGCUGCUCAUCAACCUAAAAGAGGAACAAGGAGGAGAUGUGCAAGAUGCAGUACUAAAGAAAAGGAAAUUAGAACGGAGUGGAUAUGUUCAAUUACCAGAGAUCCCCAGAGACCUGUGUACUGUGUAG
Molecule: messenger RNA, 1998 nt
Organism: Acyrthosiphon pisum (pea aphid)
Lineage: Eukaryota; Metazoa; Arthropoda; Insecta; Hemiptera; Aphididae
Product: piggyBac transposable element-derived protein 4-like
Exons: 4
Coding region: 1-1998 (665 amino acids)
Source: RefSeq, a predicted model, not a curated record